AUGUACAGAGGCGCCCAUAAAAAGAAAUCCUUGGGGCGUUUGCUCGACACACACACUGGGGCUUCUCUCUACAUAUUCCGGGAUUUCUUAUUCCUCUCACACAUCCCUGUCAGUCACACACACAUCCCUGUCAGUCACACACACAUCCCUGUCAGUCACACACACAUCCCUGUAAGUCACACACAUCCCUGUCAGUCACACAUCCCUGUUAGUCACACACAUCCCUGUCAGUCACACAUCCCUGUCAGUCACACACACAUCCCUGUCAGUCACACACAUCCCUGUCAGUCACACACACAUCCCUGUCAGUCACACACACAUCCAUGUCAGUCACACACACAUCCCUGUCAGUCACACACACAUCCCUGUCAGUCACACACACAUCCCUGCCAGUCACACAUCCCU
This is a messenger RNA of Candidula unifasciata, 405 nucleotides long. NCBI's taxonomy places the organism in Eukaryota, Metazoa, Mollusca, Gastropoda, Stylommatophora, Geomitridae. The record is from the annotation of a GenBank genome assembly.